AUGUUCAACAACAACUCUAAUGAAGUCGAAAAGUUUUAUUAUGCUCAUAAUAAUUCGAAUAAAAAUUCUAAACCCCUUCAAAAAGAACAUCAAGGAGUCAUUUGUGGAAGCUUCGAAUACCUGUCAACAAGAUAUUAUCAAAUUUUCGAUGUAGAAUUAGGAUUUUUAUUUGCGAAAGAAAAAGACACAAGUCUCACAGUAAGUAAUUAAUUGAAUAUUUCAUAGAUCUUCUUUGUUUCAGUGUUCAAAUUGUUCAUGGGUUGUUUAUAAUUUUAUUGAAGUCGAAACUGGAAUUCGUGGAAUGAAGUAUAAGGCUUUGAAUGUUUAUGAAGUUGAAGGAAACGAAUCAAAAAACCCGGCAACAAAUGAAUUCAAAAACAAUAAUCAGUUUGAUUUUAAUCAGAAAAUGUCCAUAGAUUUUUUUGAUUUUGACACAAACAACAAUGUUCUUCUGUUUAAAACCUGGAUAACAUAUUGCGAGGAUAAAAAUGGUUUCGGCUACUUUACCAAUAGCUUUUAUGGAUAUGUUGAAGUUAGAAUUGAAGACUUGAAAAUAUUGAGAAAAUAUGGAUUUCAAAAAAUUGAGGCUCUUAUUGAACUGAAAUCGUUUGAUGAAUGUCAGAAAUCGCAAUGCAAGUGGAAAUUGAGAAAUGUGAUGUUUGAAGGGAAAUCGUACAGUAUGAACGGUUUUGUGAGUUUUUGUUUCAAUUUCAGGAGAUCUGAUGUAUAUAUAUAUGUUUUAUAUUUAUAGCUAUCGGUAAACGGAAAACUGUCAAGAGGUACAGAUGGACACGUUGUUCCUCACGAGCAAAUCAGAAUCCAACCAGAUGCUCUGUGCCCGAAGUUUUCUCAUUCCAUGUGAGGAAUCCAAAAGUUUCCUGUAAUUUUUUUUUAAUGUAUUUUUUGAAUUUCAGAAGAUCACCGGCUGCAAAUUCUCAAGGUCGAAACCAAAAAAGUGGUCGCUCAAAAAACAAAGAAUUUGGAUUGGGUGCAAUUUUUGGAAGUGGUCAUUUUUGA
This is a messenger RNA of Caenorhabditis angaria, 1017 nucleotides long. Lineage: Eukaryota; Metazoa; Nematoda; Chromadorea; Rhabditida; Rhabditidae. The record is from the annotation of a GenBank genome assembly.